Molecule: messenger RNA, 2344 nt
Organism: Nelumbo nucifera (sacred lotus)
Lineage: Eukaryota; Viridiplantae; Streptophyta; Magnoliopsida; Proteales; Nelumbonaceae
Source: RefSeq, a predicted model, not a curated record
UGGAGAAUUGUAGAUGGAGGGAAUGAAUGAAGAAAAGACACUAACGAACCCCUGAAAUAAUAACGGGCGCAGUGAGUGAUUGAUUGCUUUCUUUCAUUUUGCAUUUUCAUUUCCUUUUUCUUUUGCACUCAUUUCUAUUUGCUCUCUCGCUCUCUCUCUCGAUCUCAAAGCUUCCUUUUUUCGUCUCCUAUUUCUCCUUAUUGUUCUCUUCUUACUCUCUGCAACUCCUUUCUCCCACGUCGAUUUCGUUUCCGUGAGGAAUGCGCAUUGAUCAUUAAGGAAGUUAUUGUCUGUUCUGUCUUUGGGAAUUCGAUUUAUCUUUUCUCUUUUUGCCCCGGUCGAGAAUUCUUGUAAAAGUCGGAGAGGAUGGGUUUGAUUUCUGGAAUUCUUAUGGGGAUGAUCGUUGGGAUCGCAUUGAUGGCGGGUUGGUACCAUAUGAUGAGGUACCGAAGCACCAAUCGUGUCACUAAGGCAAUUGAUAUAAAACUUCUUGGGUGUCUUAGCAGAGAUGACUUGAAGAAAAUUUGUGGUGAUAACUAUCCUGAAUGGAUAUCUUUCCCUGUCUAUGAACAGGUCAAAUGGUUGAACAAACAACUGAGCAAGUUGUGGCCUUUUGUUGCUGAAGCAGCAACAAUGGUCAUAAGGGAAUCUGUUGAACCACUGUUGGAAGAAUAUCGACCUCCAGGAAUUACUUCACUGAAGUUCAGCAAACUCUCUCUUGGAGAUGUGGCACCUAAAAUUGAAGGUAUUCAUGUUCAGAGCCUUAAAAAAGGUCAAAUCACAAUGGACAUUGACUUCCGAUGGGGUGGUGAUCCAAACAUCAUACUUGCUGUUGAAGCGGCACUUGUUGCAUCUAUACCCAUUCAGUUGAAGGAUCUUCAAGUUUUCACUGUUGUUCGUGUAAUUUUCCAACUUUCUGAAGAGAUCCCUUGUAUUUCUGCUAUUGUUUUUGCUCUCCUUUCUGAGCCAAAGCCUAGAAUAGAUUAUACAUUGAAGGCUGUUGGAGGAAGCUUAACAGCACUACCUGGAAUUUCUGAUAUGAUUGAUGAUACUGUGAAUUCAAUUGUCACAGACAUGCUCCAAUGGCCCCAUCGGAUAGUUGUACCAAUUGGUGGUACACAGGUUGAUACAAGUGAGUUGGAACUUAAACCACAGGGGAAGCUUAUAGUGACAGUGGUAAAAGCAGAUGAAUUGAAGAAUAUGGAAAUGAUUGGCAAAUCUGAUCCUUAUGUCAUUCUGUAUAUUCGACCUCUAUUCAAGGUUAAAACAAAGGUUAUUGACAACAACCUAAAUCCUAUUUGGAAUGAAACAUUUGAGCUGAUUGCUGAAGACAAGGAGACACAAUCACUUAUCCUUGAGGUUUUUGAUAAGGAUGUUACACAAGACAAGAGACUGGGCAUAGUAAAAUUACCUUUAGCUGAUUUGGAACCUGAAACUCCAAAGGAUAUUGAGCUGAGACUGCUGCCCUCACUUGACAUGCUAAAAGUUAAAGAUAAGAAAGACAGAGGAUCUCUUAUAGUUAAGGUUUUGUAUCAUCAACUCGACAAGAAAGAACAGUUGGUAGCUCUUGAAGAAGAAAAGGUGAUCCUAGAAGGACGGAGAAAAUUGAAAGAAGAAGGGGUGAUAGGGAGCACGAGGGAUGCAUUAGAUGGAGCAGCUUCUUUGGUUGGAUCAGGGGUAGGGCUAGUGGGAACUGGCAUUGGAGCAGGAGUUGGGCUAGUGGGAACUGGCAUUGGAUCAGGGAUGGGCCUAGUUGGAACUGGCAUUGAAUCAGGAGCUGGCCUAGUUGGAACUGGCAUUCAAACAGGAGCUGGCCUAGUUGGAACUGGCAUUCAAACAGGAGCUGGCCUAGUUGGAACUGGCAUUGGUGCAGGAGCUGGGCUUGUUGGGAAUGGAAUCAAUGCUGGAGUUGGAUUUGUUGGCAGCGGCUUUGGUGCUAUGAGCAGCGGCCUUAGUAAGGCAGGAAAGUUAAUGGGGAGGAGCUUAGGGCAUUCUGGCUCUUCCAAGAGAAGUGGUAACAGCACUCUAUAACCCCUCGACAAGGGAACGAUAAGGGAAAGCCAGCACAGACCUCUCCAUAUGGCUUUGGCUAGCUGUAGGACCUGCAGUUAACCUUGUGAAUUGUAUGCUUUAAAUGAUUGGACAGGGCUACGAACUCUUGAUUCUUCCUUUUCUUAUUUAUUUUCAUCCUUUGUUUAUUUUGGGCAUCAUCUCCGUGUAUUUUGUUUAUUAAUUCUUAAAUGCCGGUUUUUUGUAGUACGAUGAAUCCUAAACUGCUGUUCAUACUCCAACUUGAUUUUGAUUACAAAUAAAAAAAGGGAAAUGCAAACCAUUGCUUUGCUUA